Messenger RNA from Anisakis simplex (herring worm), 570 nucleotides. Lineage: Eukaryota; Metazoa; Nematoda; Chromadorea; Rhabditida; Anisakidae. The record is from the annotation of a GenBank genome assembly.
AAUUACAUACCAGUCGAUCAAAAACAAUUACUGAAGGAUGUGGAACGGUUGUCGAAUAGUGCCACCACUACUCAGCUCUCAGGUCGUUAUCCAUCAAUAUCGACUAUUCUCGGAUGUACGCAGUCGCAGCGAAAUCUAUACUGGUGGCAAUUGAAAAUGAUCAAACAACUAGGUGGCGAAGGUUCAUUUCGACGAUAUAUGAGAGCGAUUGUUGAAGAAAUUUUGGGAAUUCAGAUACCAGAUGCAGUCUUGGGAUACAUGCGCAGUGUUUUGCCAGUAUUGCGAUCGUUGCAACAUUCUGAGUUCACGCAACUUGAACAAUACGCACAUCAUCAUUUACUUUGCUAUCUGGGACGAUUUGAUGCUAUCGUCUCCUACAGGGAUGCACUGCUGGUGAUCGACUGGAAAACAGCAAGUUCCGGUUCAUCAAAGGAUACGAUGGUGGAGAUGGAGUUGGCAAAAAUGUACAACGACCCUUUACAAGUAGCCGCAUAUAUUGGAGCGAUUAAUAGUGACAUGAAAUUUUCACAUUUGCCGACGGUACACUCUACGCUUAUAUGGACCUCGUAA